Aspergillus versicolor CBS 583.65 is the source of this 1160-nucleotide messenger RNA. Its product is annotated as cytochrome c1 heme lyase CYT2. The transcript has a single exon. Gene Ontology annotation, cellular component: mitochondrion. NCBI's taxonomy places the organism in Eukaryota, Fungi, Ascomycota, Eurotiomycetes, Eurotiales, Aspergillaceae. Gene Ontology annotation, molecular function: holocytochrome-c synthase activity. Bases 112 to 975 code for a protein of 287 amino acids. The record is from RefSeq and is a predicted model, not a curated record. Gene Ontology annotation, biological process: cytochrome c-heme linkage.
CAAGCACGACAGCGUCCUUUGACUGCGCCCAAACAACGAAUUAACCAUCGCCGUUCCCCUGUUCUCAGCUCUUCUCAAUUUUCGCAUAUAUCACAGUCUGCCGAUCUCCCAAUGGGUGCCGCCGCCAGCACCCCUGCACAACCGUCUCCUUCCGCAUCAGCUGCGACAUGCCCCGUUGAUCACAAAGCCCGCGAGGUAUGGCUGCAACAACAUAAGCCUGGAGAUUCACCCCAUCCACAAUCUUCAGAGGAUGGAAAGUUAGCCUCAAAACAGCAGCGGCCGCUCUCCUCGGACCGUGAAGUGAGCAGCAUACCACGAGCUGUCGUCUCUGACUCGAGCGAACCGCCAUCCGAGUGUCCCGUGGCACCCUCCUCACCAUACGCUCCACCAGCCGCAUCGCACGGCACCCCUUCAAAUGCAGAAACCGAAACCGGACAUGACAAGUCGACGGGCAACUGGGUCUACCCUUCGGAGCGCCAGUUUUUUGAAGCGCUAAUGCGCAAGGGCAAUACGCCCAACUCAGUUGGCUCGCCGUCGGAGCUCGCUACAUCCGUAGCGUCAAUUAUCCCGAUUCACAACGCCGUGAAUGAGCGCGCGUGGCAUCAAAUUCUUGAGUGGGAGAAAAAGGCGCCGAGUUCAGAUCCCGGGAGCAAGAAAUGCGGUGGGCCGAAGUUGUACUCGUUUCGUGGCCUGGGCGCCGAGUCUCAGUUCCUAAGCCCGAGGGCGCGCAUGAAUAAUUUGAUGGGGUACCAGCUACCGUUUGAUCGACAUGACUGGGUUGUAGAACGAUGUGGCGGGGAGCGAAUCGAGUAUGUGAUCGAUUUCUACCAGGGAAAGUCUACGGGAGGGAGCAGUGGAGGCGGAUUGGCCGGCAAUGCUGGCCCAGGCAAACUGAGCUUCUACCUUGAUGUGCGGCCGAAAUUGAAUUCAUGGGAAGGCUGCAUGAUGAGGUUCAGACGAUUCUCGGGCCUAUGAGGGGUCGCCGUCUAUUGGCACUCUUGAUGAUAUUAUUUUGUCACGGUACGAAUAUAGAAGCAGGAGUUUGGGCAUUUGCCGGGGUCAUUGAAUUGUAUCAUAUGUAUAACACUGAAGUCAUGUAUAAUACCAAUAUGCCAAAUAGCGGCAUAACAAAUGCAAAUAGACAUCCACUCUAAACGCCG